UGGGAAGAAGAAAGCAGAGUCAGAGAAUUGCCAUGGACCCACCGCCGGAGAUAGACGUGCUGAGACUUUACUGGCAAACCAUGGUAACUCUGGCAAAUGAGAAACCUGGGAAAGCUCCCUCCUUUCAUUCCUUUCCCCAGGACACCCAUUUUCUCCUCUAGAGACCCCAACAUCCACCUUAUCCAUGAACUGCUGGAGCAUGUAAAGGAGCCGAACCUGCAGAUCCAAAGCUGCAGGAUCUCCACAACACAGAACAUCCAAGAGGUGCCCAGUGAGAGCCCAGUAUCGAAGGUGUAGCAGAAACCAGAGGCUUCGAGCCAGACCAGUGACUCAGAGCAAUCAACACUUGCAAGUAAAGAUACAUGGAUAAAGGAGUUUCCUCACAGAACACGUGCCGAGAAUGGCUGACCAGAGGCUCUGAAGAGAACCAUUGGCACCCCCACACACAGACACCUGGAUGCUCGCCUCCAGACUCCACUCACCUUCGGCCUAGGCUUCCAGUCUUGUGUGGCUGCACCUUCAUCUACUAUUUCGGCCAGCAACUGGGACCCUGCAGUUACAGGCCUGCUUCUCUCCUGGCCACUCAGGCCUGGCGAGAAUCACCCCCGCCACAGGCACGGGCUCUGCUGCUGCAGCUAAAGAAAAGAGCAGACCUCCAGGGACAUCAGCCAAACACAGCAUAUGCUACAGUAAGAUCAAGCACAUAGCAUCACAUCAAGGCUGGAUGAGAGAACCCGGUAGGAGGAAAACGGUCCUACAAGCAGGCAAAAGACUUGGCAACCACCUGGCUCCCACUGGUCUCCCCUAGCUCCACCUAAUGUUUGGCUAUGGAACUCUACAUCUGCUUCCAUUGGUUUCUGGAUGAAGUCUCUCUGGUCUCUUUGAUGAUGAUUCUGCUAAGGUCCAGUCCCAGAACACUCCGCAAGCAGGACAAGCUGACAUUUUCGGUUCAGGAUGGAUUCACUGAAGCAUAUCUUUACUAUAAUUCAACCAAGGAACAUGUGUACAUUGCCCAUUCACCCCAAAGCCUCGCGAUUCUCUCCGGAACCAGAAAUAUAAGAAGGUUUGGGUUUUCUCGUCACUAUAGCACCGAGUAGUGCCUUCCCCAAUUACUCACACUUUGGACCCCAUGGAAGAGCCAGGAGGACUUUGCCGCACUUUGCUCCUAAUUGAUAACAGGUCUGGCUUGAGGCUUGAUUUUAUAUGGGGUGGGUUUGGGGUUUUUUGUUGUUGUUUGGUUUGGUUUGCUUUGGUUUUUUGUUGUUGUUUGGUUUGGCUUGGUUUGGUUUUUUGCUUGUUUGUUGUUUUUGACAGUCUCACUGUUUUGUUCAGGCAGGCCCGGAACAAACGAGCCUCCUGCUUCUGCUUUGCGAGUAGUCGGGACCUUAGAUGCGCUCCACCACGGUAGGCUAGAAAUGUAUUUAAGUCAAGUCUAGCAGGGUUCAGGCAACUGGAACUUCACUUUUACUGAAACAGAGAGACUUUUGCCUCGACUUGGCGUCCCAGUGGACUCUUCCACCAGGAGGCUCCUGUAGUGUCUCCUCACAGCGCUGAACCUUAGGCACCCAGAGAACAUAGUUCAGGUUUUGGGCAGAAGAUGGCAGUAUAUACUGCUCUAUUUCAAAUGCCCGGGGUUCAUGAAUGAAGAGAAUGAAGGGGGUGGGGGCGGGGGUGCGUUGUAAGGGAGUUGGACUGAAUAGAAAUUUGAGUUUUAUACAAAAAAUGGAUAAUGUGGAUUUUUAAAAAAAUUUCCCAAGAAUCAAUAAUUGCUCAGUCUUCCACCAUCAACAUAUUCUAAGUUCCCAGACACCCUAAAAGCCGUCCUGUUUGAUCAGCUCGCGCGUCCCUGAAGCGCACGUCGACAGCAGGGGCUUGAACCCAGGGCACCAGAGUGACCCCUAUAUGUGCCCUCUUGCUAUACCUCCGCUCGAGGUUUAUUCUCCCAGAUCCCUCCGCCGCCAUUACGGGACGCAUCACUCCUCUCUGACUGUGCGUGCGGGCGGCCGUGCAGAAGUCUCUGCAAGAGCGAAGGCGACAGAUCACCUGAAGCAGCAGCUUGUCAUUCCCAGGCACCCUGGCGUCCCAAAAGGCCAGCUCGGCGGGCGCGCACCUGCCAGACGCCCCUGACCUCGCCGCCGAGCAGGCAGCCCCCAAGCCUGCAAAGAAGAUGGCCCAGUCCAAGCUCGACUGCCGCUCACCUGUCGGUCUCGACUGCUGCAACUGCUGCCUGGACCUGGCCAACCGGAGCGAUGUUCAGAACGGCAGCCCCGGGGACAAGAACCCGGGCAGCCCCACCGUGAGCAACUUUCGGCAGCUGCAGGAGAAGCUGAUCUUCGAGAACCUCAACGCGGACAAGCUCGACAGCAUAAUGCGGCAGGAUUCCCUGGAGCCCGUGCUGCGGGACCCCUGCUACCUGAUCAACGAGGGCAUCUGCAACCGCAACAUCGACCAGACCAUGCUCUCCAUUCUGCUCUUCUUCCACAGUGCCUCCGGAGCCAGCGUGGUGGCCCUAGACAACAAGAUUGAGCAGGCCAUGGAUCUAGUGAAGAAUCAUCUGAUGUAUGCUGUGAGAGAGGAGGUGGAGAUCCUAAAGGAGCAGAUCCGUGAGCUGGUGGAGAAGAACUCCCAGCUGGAGCGUGAGAACACCCUCCUGAAGACCCUGGCAAGCCCAGAGCAGUUGGAAAAGUUCCAGUCCAGGCUGAGCCCUGAAGAGCCAGCACCCAAAGCUCCAGAAACCCCAGAAGCUGAAGCCCCUGGUGGUUCUGCGGUGUAAGUGGCUCUGUCCUCAGGGUGGGCAGAGCCACAACUUGUUCUACCUAGUUCUUUCCAGUUUGUUUUUUGGCUCCCCAAGCGUCAUCUCAUGUGGAGAACUUUACACCUAACAUAGCUGGUGCCAAGAGAUGUCCCAAGGACAUGGCCAUCUGGGUCCACUCCAGUGACAGACCCCUGACAAAGAGCAGGUCCCUGGAGGCUGAGUUGCAUGAGGCCUAGUAACCCCAAGCCAGUGAGCCUCUCAUGCUACCGGGCCCAGGGGCUUUCCAGGGCCUGGGCAACUUAGUUACAGCUGGCAAAGGAGAAAGUAGUUUGAGAUGUAAUGCCAGUGUGCUCCAGAAAGUAUAAGGGGUCUGUUUUUCAUUUCCAUGGACAUCUUCCACAGCUUCAUCUGACAAUGACUGUUCCUAUGAAGAAGCCACUUGUGUUUUAAGCAGAGGCAACCUCUCUCUUCUCCUCUGUCUUGCCCAGGCAGGGGCAGAGAUGGGAGAGAUUGAGCCAAGUCAGCCUUCUGUUGGUUAAUAUGGUAUAUUGCAUGGCUUUGUGCACAGCCCAGUGUGGGAUUACAGCUUUGGGAUGACCGCUUACAAAGUUCUGUUUGGUUAGUGUUGGCAUAGUUUUUCUAUAUAGCCAUAAAUGCAUAUAUACACCCAUAGGGCUAGAUCUAUAUCUUAGUGUAGUGAUGUAUACCUAUACACAUACACCUAUAUGUUGAAGGGCCUAAUCAGCUUUGGGAGUACUGACUGGUCCCUUAUCUCUUAAAGCUAAUUUUUUGACUGUGCUAAUUUACCAAAUUGAUCCAUUUUGUCCUUUAAUUAAGACUCAAGAUACAAGGGAGGGAGAGGGGGACCAGCCUCACAAUGCGGCCACAGAUGCCUUGCUGCUGCAUCCCUCCCCCAUCUGUCCACUGAAGACACUGAAGUCCUCAUUUGAAUGCCAAACCCACCAUUCAUUGGUGCUGACUACAUAGAAUGGGGUUGAGAGAAGAUCAGUUUGGACUUCACUUUUUUGUUUGAGUUUUUUUUUAAUUGUUUUUGUUUUUGUUGUUGGUUUUGUUUUGUUGUUGUUGCUGUUGUUUUUUUUGGGGGGGUGGGUUUUUUGUUUUUUUGUUUUCUUCUUGUAAGGAACUUCGGGAUGAAUUAAAGGAUGGAGUCCUGUGGUGGAUAAGAGAAGUAAAUGGUUUUAAUCCCUUGGGGGCCUGAGAGAUGUACCCAGGAAGUUUGUGUAAGGAGGUUCUGUGACAGUGGACACUUUCCACUUUCUGACACCUUAUCCUGCUGUAUGUCUUCAGGAUUUGGAUUUUUCAGAUGUAGCCUGAAAUUUCAAUAAACUUUGCUCUUUUUUUUCUAAAAAUAAA
Molecule: messenger RNA, 4129 nt
Organism: Arvicola amphibius (Eurasian water vole)
Lineage: Eukaryota; Metazoa; Chordata; Mammalia; Rodentia; Cricetidae
Gene: Tsc22d3
Product: TSC22 domain family member 3
Exons: 12
Coding region: 2168-2773 (201 amino acids)
Biological process (GO): regulation of transcription by RNA polymerase II
Source: RefSeq, a predicted model, not a curated record